GUAUUCGUUGAAGUACGGAUUAACAAAACAAUGUUAAGCACCAAAUUUACAUCGAUCAUUAGAAGAUGGCAACUUUUUUUGGUGAAAUUUUGCCAGUCAUUUCUAGGGCAGUCGAUGAUGAUGACGACGACGAAUCUUUUGAAAAUUUGGAGACGUAUGUAAAAAUCAAAUGGAAAAAGGAAGCCCAGGAAGAAAUGGAGUUGACUAAAGAUAAGAAACUCCAGGCGAAUGCAUUUGUGUUAGCUGUUGGACCGGCAGCUACAGGUUUUACACAGACCUAUGUAACACACAAUAACUACGAGAUUAUUGGGGCUAUGUUCUGUGGCAUGAAAGAAGAUGAUGUCAACACGUUUGGUCAAAUGUCUCCAACAGACAAAACGUGCUACAUUUACAGAAAAUGUGAUUAUCCGAGUGCUCUGGUCUGCGAGUGUAAUUAUGACAUAAGGCCAGAGUAUGCCCAUUCUUUUGUUAACCAGUUGAUGUCUUGCCUUAAUCUCUGUGAAGGACAUGUUGUGAUAUUUGGGUCAACAUUUACCAGUGAAUACAAAUCGGAAGUCCCAACGUCAGAUAUGAACCCGCCUUUUAUGAGGGCCUUGAAGACAGCUUCGUUCCUUGGAACUCCAAUGGCUCCCUAUCUGGAGCAGCCAAAUGUCGCAACUGGCCUCCCUGCCCAAAUGUUGACCUACUGUCACAUUCACAAACUGAACGCUGUGUUGUACAUGUGUUACACAGACUCCAUCCAUCUGGACUUUGCCACUCUAAAAACCUUUCAGCCCCUCAUUGAAUCUACACCUGUUAAAUAUAUGCGCGAGGAAAAUAAAAAGGCUAGUGAAACCCUGAAGAAAAUUGUGGACUUGCAUACAAAGCACAGUACUCUUUACAUGUAGUGAAAUUCAACCUCAUCCCUUUGCCUUCUGUGUACAUCCCUGGCACUGUGACUCUUCCUACCUUGAAUGUGUUCACCCCCCCCCAUCUUACCCUGGAGCAGCCAUCACUGUGUGUGUGGGAUGCGUGUAUACCAUUUGUGUUGAGAUUUGACCCGGCAGGAGCUGCGAUCUAAUUGGCUUUGUGCCACUAGAUAAUAGCAAAGAUAGCAUUAGAUAAAUACUUUUACAAUAUGGUUAAACUCGGUUAUAGCCAAGUCCUAGGGACCAAUGGAUUUACUUCGGUAUAUCCGUGAUUCAUGAUAUCCGUUUAACGAAAUCGUAAUAAUAACUGGAGUGAAUUUACUAUAUACAUGUUUUCUUUCCCCAGACUUCAAUUUUGCUAAUUGAGCCUUAAGAAUGAAAAUACAUUCUUUUGAUACCUUUAAUAAUGAGACUGUAAAUUGAAGAAUUUAUGAGAAGAUAAUUUUAUUCAAACCAUUAUUUUAAAUGGUAGUGCAAACUUUUUAAAACUGUAAAGAAAUUCGUUAUAAAAGUGUAUAAUUUCAUCAUUAUUCACCUCUACUGGGCUCAAAACGAGUUUGCUAUAUCCGUAUCCGAAUUCCUUAUAACAGUAAAAUUUUGCAAUUAUUUGUUAAGAGUUUUACCCUGAACUAAAAAAACUUCUCUAUUUCUGAGAUUUCGCUAUAUUUGUGUUUGUACAUGUACUAAACAAGUUUUACUGUAUUACUUUCAGCUCAGAGGUAUUUAUUGUAAUUGUAUGACAUCUGCUAUGAAUUUGAAAAGAGAUUUUAAUUGGUUUUUAUUUUUGUAUUAAAUUUAUGCUGAUUUUUUUUAAUUUCUCAACUUUUAAUGUAAUUAUUUUGAAAGAGGUAAACCAAAAAAAACCAACAUCUGUUUGUUCUCUAUCAACAUAUACAUUGUACAUAAUAAAUUUUAAUAUGAGUCUA
Messenger RNA from Magallana angulata, 1834 nucleotides. RefSeq names its product proteasome assembly chaperone 1-like. Gene Ontology annotation, cellular component: endoplasmic reticulum. Gene Ontology annotation, molecular function: proteasome binding. The transcript has 6 exons. Lineage: Eukaryota; Metazoa; Mollusca; Bivalvia; Ostreida; Ostreidae. The record is from RefSeq and is a predicted model, not a curated record. Bases 66 to 887 code for a protein of 273 amino acids. Gene Ontology annotation, biological process: proteasome core complex assembly.